Messenger RNA from Sander lucioperca (pikeperch), 1696 nucleotides. It is a transcript of the gene med22, whose product is annotated as mediator complex subunit 22. NCBI's taxonomy places the organism in Eukaryota, Metazoa, Chordata, Actinopteri, Perciformes, Percidae. The record is from RefSeq and is a predicted model, not a curated record. Gene Ontology annotation, biological process: regulation of transcription by RNA polymerase II. Gene Ontology annotation, cellular component: mediator complex. Gene Ontology annotation, molecular function: transcription coregulator activity. The transcript has 4 exons. Bases 238 to 843 code for a protein of 201 amino acids.
CACCGGAAGUUAGCCGAUAUAGCAUUAGGAAGAAGAAGAUCAAACGUAGUUGUUGGUCUCGUUUUACACAACGAGAUUAUUUUCAAAGUAUGCGGUAAAAAAAAAGUAAGUCCUAACCAUUACAGAACUUGGAAUAAAUUAUAUGUAUGCUGUUUUACAAUCCUCGUUGGAUGAAUGGAUUAAUGAGCGUGAACCUAAUGUGAACAGGUGACGUUAACGCGCGCGCUUCGCUGCACGAUGGCUGCCCAGAGAGGUCUCCCUCAGAGCAAAGAGUCUCUGCUACAGAACUACAACAAGAGGCUGAAAGAUGACAUCAGGUCCAUCCUGGACAACUUCACAGAAAUCAUCAAAACAGCAAAGAUAGAAGAUGAGACCCAGGUUUCCAGAGCAACCCAGGCAGAGCAGGACCAUUAUGAGAUGCAUGUCAGAGCAGCCAACAUUGUCCGAGCCGGCGAGUCCCUGAUGAAGCUGGUGUCGGACCUGAAGCAGUUCCUGAUCCUGAACGACUUUCCGUCGGUGAACGACGCCAUCAGCCUCCAGAACCAGCAGCUGCGCUCGCUGCAGGACGAGUGCGACAAGAAGCUCACGUCGCUCCGGGACGAGAUCGCCAUCGACCUGUAUGAGCUAGAGGAAGAAUAUUACUCCUCCAGCUACAGUCAGUGGGACAGCACUGAUCUGCCGCUGUGCGAGGCGUACCGCCGGCGAGACAGCUGGGCCUCGCCGGGCAGCAGCUGCAGCUCCACGCAGGGCGACCGAGAGGACGCGGAGGGACCUCCGUCACAAGAGGCGAACCCCCAACACCACCUCAACGGACACGGGACGUCCUCCAUAGAGAAACCAUGAGGAGGAAGGCAGACUGAUGAACACUUGUGCUCAAUCUGUACUUAAGUGGUUUGGCUAAUUUAGUUUCCAUUACACAUUGUGAACUAGCGUCUGCCACGGCAACUUAACCUUUGAUAUUUCUUUUUGCAUAAAUAGGUAUUAAGAGUAGAAUAAAGAAACUGUACUGAAGAAAUACCUGAAAGUCAUUAAUAGGAAAGAUCAGAAGUAACAUUCCCCUCCGUAUAAAUUCAUUUUUUCAAAAUGAACUUACACAUUUGCGUACACUCUACACUUUUAUACUGUAUAUACAAUACUUGAGUAAAAAAUCCAGACAACUUUUACUUUUUUUCCGGGUAUAGCAUUUUGUUUUUGAGCGUAUGUGCUUACAUUUAUUUCAUUUCUUGUUUUUUUUUUUACUUCUCCAAGCACUUGUCACAUUAAAGAACAAAUUCAAUCUUGUGGUUUUAGUUUUUUUAUUCCUUUUUUAAUCUAUUAAAAAGCCCUAAAUACACAAUUCUACAACUAAAAGUCAACAUUUAACAGUGGACUAAAAAGCAAAUCUCUCACAAUACGGAGCAGGAAUACCACUCGUUUAACAUUUCUUAUGUCUGACAAUCCUCAGCCAUUUCAUCAAUGACAUGGAAUGAUCCUUUAACAUAUCACAAAGCAAAUACUGUACACAGACAGCCACAAGGAACCUUUGUACGGACUGCUGCACUGGCUGUAGAGUCCUCUGAUUAACAGAGGACGUUCGAGAAAAUGGCGCUGCAAAUUAUCUUCAUGGUUUAUCUGGAGGCCUCAAUCUUUAUUAAGAUGAUAUCAAGUUUAAGUCAAUAGGUUCCCAAACUUUUUUUACAUCAAGGAUCCCUAAACU